AUGAAUUGCAAGAAUGGAGGUUGGAGUGGAGAACUUUUUCACAAGUUGUUCUGGAUAGCUGCAAAUACUUACAACCCCUUUGUUUAUAACAAGGAAAUAGAGAAGAUCACUGAGUUUGAUCCAAAUGCAACAAAAUACUUGGACAAAUGUACUGAGAAGUGGUCCAGGCAUCAGUUUGAUCCAAAAGUGUGUUGUGAUCAUAACACAACUGACUUUGUGGAAUCAUUCAAUACGCUGACCAAGUCAUACAGGGAUUUACCAGUGUUGACACUAUUUGAAGAACCUCACCACUUAACUGAGUAUGCUAGACAGGAACUAAUUGAGCUAAGAAGUGCAGAGUCAAGGUUUUGCUACUAUACUCCUUGUGGUGGUGGGGAGUAUGAGGUGAGGGAUGACCAUGUACAUUUCCCAAUGAGGAUAGACACCAAGAAAUGUGGAUGUGGAGUAUGGCAGGUCUCUGGAAUCCCUUGUAAACAUGGUUUGAGGGUGAUUUACAACCAGAGACUUAGCCAUGAAGAUUUUGUGGCUGAAUUUUUCAAAGGUGCUGCCUAUAAACAGACAUAUGCAAUGCCUGACCCCACUCAGUGGCCUGAGUACUCCCUUCCCACCAUUAAACCUCCUGGGAUCAAGAGGAGUGCUGGUAGACCUCCUAAACAGAGAAGGGGGGGGGGGGUGCCAUGGAAGCUAAGAAGAGGAAGAGGCAUAGUUUAG
Messenger RNA from Spinacia oleracea (spinach), 711 nucleotides. RefSeq lists its product as uncharacterized. The record is from RefSeq and is a predicted model, not a curated record. The coding region runs from base 1 to 711 and encodes 236 amino acids. Gene Ontology annotation, molecular function: zinc ion binding. NCBI's taxonomy places the organism in Eukaryota, Viridiplantae, Streptophyta, Magnoliopsida, Caryophyllales, Amaranthaceae. The transcript has 2 exons.